GAUAUGAUUGUGUAAAAUGACUGUCUUGGGGGAAGGCUUUGAUUACACUUCCAGAGAUUGGGAAAGUUACUUUAAGGACCUAUCAACUCCAGAUUUUCUGGGGCAGUAUACUCAUUUGGGAGUUAUAGUCCCCCCCAAAAUAAAACUUCCACACUCAGAACAGUUGUGGUUGAUUAGAUUAUGUAUCUGCACAUGUGAAUCAGCGCUACAACACAGCAGAGCAGACUGGGAUAGGUUAGGAAAGUGAGGCUGUUGAGGAGCAAUCCUUAAUGAGGUUGUGACCUUGCAAAGUUCCUUGGAAACCUGCAAACUAGUUAGUGUUGUUGAGUGCAUGUUGGAGUGUUGUAUAUGCUUAAGGAAAAAUAUGCCAAAUAUUGAAAAGUGUGAGGUCAAUCAACUAACAGGAAGUCCUUGAAUUAGACAGACGUCUCUUGUCUUGGAAGGCUUUCAAGAUAACGUUUGUGCCAUUGUAUUUAAUCUAUGUUAGCACUUAUCUCCUUCCUUCCUGAAACAAAGGCAUCUUGAGUGUAUCAUAUGUGUUUCUGUAAGACAGCUUUACUGUAUUUGAUUAACUGUAGAGAUGCCUAAGUGUAAUUCUGUGUUCCCAGGCCCAAAGAAAGGCAUAGCUUCUCAGGGCCUUUCCACUUGUUCUGCCCAAUCAAUGACACAAAUGCAGCUGUAUAAAAUAUCGUUUAAUUGGAUAAACAAACCUCUAAAGCAAAUGGGCGCUUGUGAACCUUCAGAUCUUUUUGGACUGCAUCUCCAUUAAUCUCUUACUACUGACUGUGCUACUUGAAACUAAAGGGAAUUGUAGGCCAGAAAAAACCACCUAAAAGUCCACAUGUUUUCCACUUCUACCUUAAAGACAUACAGGAGGCCAUUUCACAUAGAACCUACAAAUAUUGUUAAUGUGAAUGAUGACAUGCAGAGGGUUACAGCAGAAGCUUCGGCAAUGAAUAAACGGAUACACUACUACAGUAGGCUUUCUUCACCUUCAGACAGAGCACUGGUGGCUCCUGAUCACGUACUUCCUGCUGCAGAAGAAAUCUAUGUAUAUAGUCCAUUGGGAACGGCUUUCAAAGUAGAUAGCUGUGCUGAUGGCUCUGGCAAAAACUCCAGCCUAGUAACAAUAUUUAUGAUCUGGAAUACCAUGAUGGGUACAUCAAUAUUAAGUAUUCCCUGGGGAAUUAAGCAGGCAGGGUUUACCACUGGAAUCAUUAUUAUUCUGCUCAUGGGCAUAUUGACGCUUUACUGCUGCUACAGAGUUGUGAAAUCAAGGACAAUGAUACCUUCAAUAGAUACCUCAACUUGGGAAUUCCCAGAUGUUUGCAAGUAUUAUUUUGGAUCUUUUGGACAAUGGUCUAGUCUUUUAUUUUCACUGGUGUCUCUUAUUGGAGCCAUGGUGGUUUACUGGGUGCUCAUGUCCAAUUUCCUUUUCAACACAGGAAAGUUUAUUUAUAAUUAUGUUCAUGAUAUUAACAUAACAGACAUUGUUCCUGGAACAAAUGGGAGCAAUCGAGUAAUAUGUCCAAAUGAUGGUGGCCAGGAAAUUCCAGGAAACAGAACGUCUCUCUUUCUUUCUACCGGUGACGCAGGAUUUGAAGAAUUUGAAGAGUGGUGGAGCAAAUCAAAAACAGUCCCAUUUUACCUGAUUAUCAUUCUUCUAUUAUUGAAUUUUAAGUCUCCGUCUUUCUUUGCCAAAUUUAACAUCUUAGGUACUGUUUCAGUUGUUUACCUCGUCAUCCUUGUUACAGUAAAGGCAGCACACUUGGGAUUUCAUUUAGAAUUUGACUGGUCUCAAACAAGUGAAUAUUUUGUGCCAGAAUUCAGACUUAAAUUUCCUCAGCUUACAGGGGUGCUGACCCUGGCCUUCUUUAUUCAUAAUUGUAUCAUUACGUUGCUUAAGAAUAACAAGAACCAGGAGAACAAUGUCAGAGAUCUCUCCAUUGCUUAUUUUCUGGUGGGCAUAACAUAUCUGUAUGUCGGGGUGCUAAUUUUUGCUGCUUUUCCAUCUCCACCAUUGAGCAAAGAGUGCAUAGAACAGAAUUUUUUAGACAAUUUCCCCAGCAAUGACAUCAUGUCGUUUCUUGCAAGAAUAUUCCUGCUGUUCCAGAUGAUUACUGUGUAUCCACUGCUGGGCUAUUUGGCACGGGUACAGCUUUUAGGACAUAUCUUUGGAAAUGUUUACCCAAGCUUUUUACAUGUGUUCAUAUUGAACCUAGCCAUAGUAGGAGUUGGCAUUGUGAUGGCCAGAUUCUAUCCAAAUAUCGGAGGAAUCAUAAGAUAUUCUGGAGCAACUUGUGGCUUGGCAUUUGUGUUUGUGUAUCCUUCACUCAUCUACAUUAUCUCUUUGCAUCGAGAAGGUCGGCUGACAUGGUUGGGACUAUCUAUUCACAUUUUUAUAAUCCUCUUAGGAGUGGCUAACCUGGUUGCACAGUUUCUAAUGUGAAUAAAUCUUGCCUUGCAAGAGGUACUGGAGUUGCAAAAGACUACAUUGAGCAACUGUACUUGUAAAGCUGUUGUUUGCCCAUCCAUUGAUGUUAAUUUGUCCCAAAGAAUGCCUACAUUUUAAAACAACUGUUAACAGACUUUUAAAAAAUGGAUGAUGUCGAAAGGAACAUGGUACACCAUGGCAAACAGAACAAGCAAAAUUAGGAGUAAUAAUUCUUUCUUAAAAUGAUUGUCAUGUGGAAAAGACCACCUAAGAAUUUUUUUUAAUACAUAGAGAAGUUCGGUUUAAGGUCAGUAGUAAGCUGUAUGACUUUUUUGUAGCAUAAAUUAAGAGAGUUUAUUGAUUUUAUGUUUCUACAUGGGUUUUAGAAUACACUCUAGUGGUAUGAAGCUAUAUAUUGAAAGAGGUAUAUUUACAGUUGAAAUGUAACACAGAUUAAAUCACAGUACUUUAGUAAUUUUUAAAAAUUUCUUCUGCCAUGACUCAGAAAAUGUAAUUACAUGUAUUUUACUAAAAAUCUUACUUAUUUUUUUGAUGGGAUGCUGGUAAGGGAUGGUGUAAGAAUAUUUCACCCACCCUACUUGUAUGGCAUGUGAAAAAUGCAGAAAUUACCUGAGAAACAAUAUUUUUGUGUCUUGCAUGGCAAUUUGAAAUAACAAAACACUAGAUUUUAAAUGUCCAUAUUUAAAAAGGAAAAAUUCCCAUAUUGAAUGGCAAUUGCCCGUUACUUCUAGCAAAUGUAGCUAUGGAACAAUUCAUACAUGUGGAGGCACAAUUAAAAGUAUUGCUGUGGUUUUUCAAGUCUGAGCUGAGCAAUAAAUUCUAUACUUAUUUUAUGCCACAAUAAGAGUUUGCCUCUGUACUAGUAUAGCAGUCAUUCAACCUUUUAUGCACUCCAACAAGGAAAAAAGGGAAAAAUAAACGAAUUAAAAUGUAAAUGCAAUGUCUUAUCUUCAAGAAGACUAUGAAGCAGGUUCCCAUUUUGGUGAUAUUACGAAACAGCAGGGAUGAGGUUGAUUAUGCAGCAGGAGCAUUGUGAAUGACAUCUAACCAGCUCAAAGGUUUCAGCCUAUUUAAUACUAUCCAUGUGCACUCAAAGGAAAUCAGUUUAAAGAGCGAUUACGCCCUACACCCCACAAUAAAAACACACCCUACAUCCCUAGAAUUGCUGCCACUGGGCGAAGACUGUGCAGUUAAGGUUGAGCAUAGAGGCAGCAUGUUGACUCUCCUUACAUCACAACCCACAAGGCAGUGCCAGUAUAUGCCCUUACCCUGCCAUCAUGAGGAACUUGUGGCAUAGAACACAUUGUUGUAAGAGAUGAGAAAAGGCCUUCACUGGCAUUGCUGGCAAAGUAAAACUGAAUGCAAAUUCUAGGUCGGAGGCAUGGGGACCGCACACAAAUAGAAGGGGGUGUCCCCAAAUAAUAGGAAGGGGAAAGAUCCUGAGUAUAUGUAAAUGAAGCAAGAACAUUUCAUAGACCAACAGUUUGAGCUGUUCAUGGGCCAUCCAGUUCUGUUGUCCUUUCCCCACCAACCAAUCCACCCCCUCCCACAUUUCUGCAUAGGCCAACCAUACUGUGUGGCAUAUCAGCAAACUUAGUAUCCCACCACCACUUCUCAUUCUCUCUCUGUCCUUCAAACUCAACUGACUCAUACAUCCUAGCAGCCCCUCUACACACACUGAGAAACCUUCCUCUUCACAGUCCAAGGGAGACAGAGAGGAAAGGUCACCGGUUUUAAGCCCCUCAUGUCCAUACAUCUCGAUUCUGGUCCUUGUAUUUCCAUCCCAACUGCAGCUGAAUCCAAGGUGAAUUCCUAUUUCCAAAACUAUCUUUCUGCAAUAGUGGUAGACAAACGUGUGCUGCCUCUCAGCUGUUUUGGAUUACCAAAUUGCCCCAUCUCUGAUCAAACUAACAAGAUGCUUGGGGUUUAUGCAAAUUAUGAUCUGAAGUGAGCCAGGUUGCCAACCCUUUCCAUGCAGAAUGACUGGUUCUUUGAUAGAGCAUGGCUGGGAGUGGCAACUUGACAUUUUAACCUGGGAAGCCAAGGAAGAGGAUCUACUGGUCUUGCUCAAACUCCUUGCCGCACUGGAAUAGUUGGUUGUGAUCACAUAUCUGCCAGAAAUUGUGAUGGCUACUUGCAGAAACUGCUUCAAUGAGAGACUAAUGAAAUUCAUGGAGGAGAAGAAAUCUAUCAAAUGCUAUGGGUGGCUAGACACCACAUUCAGGGAUAGUCUACGGCUUGAUUAAAACCCAUUUGGGAGAAAAAGUUAGAGGACAAUUCAUGGUUGUUUGGUCUGAUCCAAUAACCCUAUUAUUUCAAUGACAUGACAGAAACAAGUAAGAGAGAAAGCUUUCUGCAACUCAGUUCCCUCUCACGUCAGCCAAACAGCCCAUAAGGAUGCCAGGCUCAUAUUGAAUACCACUAAGAGGCCCAGCAUAACCAACAGUAAGCCUUAUAGAAUCAUGCAGUUGGAAGGGGUUUUAUAGGACUUUGCGUCCAAUUCCCAGUCAGUGCAGGGACUCCAGCAGGUAGCUGCCCAACCACUUCUUUGAAUGAGACCUUCCUAAGUAAAUGGUUUCAUUGUUUGAACCACUCUUUUGGUUAAGAAGUUUCUUCUAAUGUCAAGGUGAAAUCUGUCGUCCUUUAAUUUCAGACUAGUAGCCCUGGUCCUACUAAGCAACAGAGAACAUGCCUGUCUCCUCUCUGUGACACCCCUUGAGGUAUUUAGAAAAUGCAAUCAUGCCAUCCCUCUGUCUUUUCAUCAAGCUGAACAGGUCUUCAGCCUCUCCUCAUGUUUUGCUUUCCAUACCUCAUCUCCAUUGCCCUUUUCUGAAUUUGCUCCAACUAGUCUAUAGCCAUUUUAAGAUUAAGCACCUGGAACUGAAUGCAGUACUCCAGUUGAGGCCUUACAGUGUAGAACAUACUGAGACUAUUACUUCCCUUAAUUUAAAACUAUACUUCUGGUAUUGUAGACUAAUAUAGCAAUCACAUUUUCUUCUCUCUCUUUUUUUUUUUUUGGCUGGCUCAUGUUCAAUUUAUGAUAUACAGUAAUACCAGGGUCCUUUUCAUGUUAUACUGCUAAAACAUGUAUCCCUUGUCUAGUGUAGGCCAACCACCAAGGCAACCAAAGCCAUCUCUGUCCAAUAAACUGAACACAGAUUGGAAUGAAUUCAUACAAUCUCCUCAGUCCAAUAAAGCCUGGAGCUGUGAUAUACUUUAUAUAUAAAGGACUCUGCUGGGCAGAUACCGCCUUGUUUGUUUCAAUGAAAUUUACACUGCUAUAACAUUCUGUAAAUCAGUAUACUAGACUGAAUAUUAAUAUGAUGUAUUUUCAUCAUAUGAGUUGAACUUUGAAAAGAGUGUGUCCCAUUGUUGAACACGUGUUGCAACUUGAUAGCAUUCUUGGACACCUAGCCAUGGGUUCCUUCCUGUGUAAUUUCUCAAUCUGGAUCUUUCCCAAGAUUGGGAAACUGAUUCUGUCACUCUCCUGCUCCCUAUCUGGAUUGUCUAUUUAAAAACUGUUCUCAACUGACACUGGUGCCAGAAGCUGCCAGAGUUGUAAGCAACAUGUCUUAACCCACUCUCACUGCUACUAUGCACAUAGCAGAAGUAAAGCAUUGCACUAAAAUUCCCUUGUUUAGAUAUUGACACCAUCCUGAGGGACUAGUUACUGCAACAUGGGGCUUAAACAAGCAGCUGCCUUCUUUUCUGGUUACCAUGGAGCUUUUAAACCAAAGCAGGGGUUAAUUAGUGAGAUUAGUGUCUGCUCUUGUGUAAUUGACUAAUCUAGGAUUCCCAUGCAGUGCCAGCCAUUGGAGACAAGCUGUCUAGUGCCACUGGCAUUUGCUUCCUUGGGUUGGCUUUGGUGUUUCUUUGUAAAAUGUAGCUUUUUAUAAAACAUGAAAUGAGAAUGUGGAAAAGAAAACUGUAAAGAAGAAGAGAAAAACAAAUACUGGUGCUAUUUUAAUGUUUUAAAACUGUACUUUUAUCUUGCACUUGCAAUAUGGUUUAGAUUUUUGACACUUCAAAGUGAAAGAUGCAUAAACUCUAGCCUUUGCCACACUGCCAUUUAUUUAGAAAUGUGCAUGACAAGGGCAUUGAUAGCUGGCUCAUCCCUUGUAUUUUGCAACUGUUGGAAUCUAUAUUUUUAUAUGUAUUUUAAGAAGCUUCGUUUAGUAAGCAAUGGAACCUGAUCAGUCUUGUCUGUGUGAAUACCAUUGGCAAGUUCUAGUUAAACACUAUGAGAUGCUACAUGUUUUAGAAUUUGCUCUUCAUCUUUUUACGUAGGUUAGUAGCUACAUUCUUGUUUUAUAAAGUUUUUUAUGAUGAAAUGUUAUCUUGAUAACAAUGUGAAAUAAAAUACAUAACCCAGAAAA
Molecule: messenger RNA, 6831 nt
Organism: Anolis carolinensis (green anole)
Lineage: Eukaryota; Metazoa; Chordata; Lepidosauria; Squamata; Anolidae
Gene: slc38a9
Product: solute carrier family 38 member 9
Exons: 14
Coding region: 842-2449 (535 amino acids)
Biological process (GO): amino acid transmembrane transport
Molecular function (GO): L-amino acid transmembrane transporter activity
Source: RefSeq, a predicted model, not a curated record